GUGUGUGUGUGUUGGAGCACAUUGCUGUGCAGCAGCCUCGGCGAGGCGCGAGGGCUACCGAUGCAUAAAACUCACGCACACUCACCACUCUCACGCACGCACAGACCCGCAAACACGCACACACUGGCAACUUCUCAUGGAUGAUAGUCCGGAGUAGCGCGCGGGAUCCUGGCGGCGCGGAUUCAGCAGCACGAGGAGAACCCGAGAAAAGGAUGGCUCUGCUGACGGUAGGGCACUGACCAUGGCCCUCUGGCCGGGAGUCCGGGCCGCUCUCCUCCCAUUGGCCCUGCUGGCGUGUCUGUCACCGCCCCUGCCGGUCUGUUGCAAUGGCGACAGGCCCCGCCUCCAGUUCACCCAGCCGCUGUACCAUGCGUCCGUUUACGAGAACUCCGCGGCGAGGACUUACGCCGUCAGCCAGGUCCGCAUGGGAGUACCGCUUCUUCAGAGAUCCUGGGAGGUCCGGUACCGGAUCACGGCUGGUGACGAUGAAGGAUUUUUUAAGGCGGAGGAAUACACGCUGGGGGACUUCUGUUUCCUCCGAAUACGGACCAAAGGAGGGAACGCUGCCAUACUGAACCGAGAGAUCCAGGAUAACUACCAGCUGACUGUAAAAGCCUCCAUUAAAGGGGACACCUUAGAGGCUUGGACUAAAGUUAGUGUCCAGGUUCUGGAUAUGAACGACCUUCGUCCCCUUUUCUCCCCGACCACUUAUUCCGUCACUAUCGCGGAAACCACGCCGCUACGCACCAGCAUUGCCCAGGUAACUGCCACGGACGCUGACACGGGCUCCAAUGGCGAAUUUUAUUACUUCUUCAAAGAGCGUGUGGACCUCUUUGCUGUUCACCCAACUAGUGGCGUCGUUUCCCUCAGUGGGAAGCUGGACGUGGACGCACAAAGCCGCUAUGACCUGGAGAUCCAGGCUGUGGACCGUGGGAUGAAACUCUACGGCAACAAUGGCGUCAGCAGUACCGCUAAACUCUUUGUGCAUGUAGAGCGAAUUAACGAGCAUGCACCCCAGAUCCACGUAGCGACACUUGCGCCAAUCUGGGCUGAGAAAAUGCCGGCCGUUGCAGUGCUCACGGUCGAGGAUGCUGACGAGGGCUUAAAUGGAGAAAUCGAGGGUGUUAAUAUAAUAGCUGGGGAUCCUCUUGAUCUCUUUAGCAUUGAAAGACCUGACAUAGGGAGCAUGGAAGAAGGAGGCGGGGAAGGAGCUAGUAGUGAAUUUAUAAUUCGAGCUCCUGAGAAUCUGGAUUGGGACAGUUACCCAUUUGGGCUAAACCUUAGUUUGCAGGCGAGAGAUCGGGGAACACCACAGAAGUUCUCUACAGUGCAAAUAGUGAGCCUUAAGCUGUCCAGGCCGAGUCCAGCGGAUGUCCGGUUUCAGAAGGAUGCGUAUGAGGUCAACCUGAGUGAGGUUGCACCUCCAGGCAGUGUCUUGGUGGCAGUGAAGCUCCAGCCUGAACCGGACGAUGCUGAAUACAUCCUGACGCCUUCUGCGGACUCUGGAUUUUUCAGCAUCAACACUAUCACAGGUGUCAUUAGCACAUCACGCUGGCUAACAAAGAUCGCACAGCAGGUCUUUGAGCUAGAGGUCAUGGAAGUUGACAGUGAGCUCAGGGUCAAGGUCAAGGUGUCCCUGGAAGAUGCCAAUGACAAUGCGCCCAUUUUUGCACAACAGUCUUAUGAAGUGUUCGUCAAUGAAAGUGUUGGUGUAGGAACUACAGUUGUCACAGUCACAGCUUCCGACGCAGAUCACGGGGAGAACGGGUACAUCACGUACAGCAUGGCAAGUCUGACACCACUGCCAUUUGCUGUCCACCAGUUCAGUGGUGCUGUCACUACUACGCAAGAGUUGGACUUUGAGUCGUCCUCGGAAAGUUUCAGCUUUGUGGUGCGAGCCUCAGACUGGGGUGCCCCCUACCGACGGGAGAGCGAAGUCAAUGUAACUGUACACCUAGAGAAUGUGAACGACAACCAGCCACUGUUUGAGAAAGUGGACUGUAUAGGAGUGGUGUCUCGUGACCUGCCCAUCGGGGAGGUCAUCACUACCAUGUCCGCCAUAGACAUCGAUGAACUGGAGCUGGUAAAGUAUAAGAUUCUCUCAGGCAAUGAGCACAGCUUCUUUGAUUUGAACCCUGAUUCCGGAGUCAUGACUCUUCGUCGUUCCCUUGCCGUCGCCAACCCCAAAAAUUCUUUCAGUCUAAAAAUCACUGCCACGGAUGGGGAGACCUUCUCGGACCCCAUGUUUGUGAACAUAUCCGUCGUACAGGGCAAAUCCCCACCUAAAAGCUUCAGCUGCAAGGAGACUCGUGUAGCCCAGCGACUUGCAGAGAAGCUCCUACGAAAGGCCAAAGCCAACAGUCGACCCAAAACUGAAGAAGGCUUCAUUGACUUGUUCUCUGUAAAUCGACAGACACCUCAGUUUGACAAAUCUUUCCCUACUGACAUCUCCGUCCGUGAAGACCUGGAGGUUGGCACAGAUGUCUUCCAGGUUAAAGCCUACGAUGGUGACACAGGAUUUAACGGCCAAGUCUUGUAUGCAAUCUCCAGUGGCAACACAGACAGCAGCUUUACAAUUGGGAUUUUGAGUGGAACGAUCAGCAUUUUCCUUCCGUUGGACAGGGAAAGAACAGAUCGAUAUCUUCUGAACCUCACUCUUUAUGACUUGGGCCAACCACAAAGGUCUGCUUGGCGUCUCCUCACAGUCUAUGUAGAAGAUGCCAAUGACAAUUCACCACAGUUCUUGCAGGACAGUGGCUAUCAGGCACGGAUUCCAGAAAACACACCUAUCGGCACGGAAGUGAUCCAAGUAGAAGCCACCGAUAAAGACCAAGGUUCCAAUGGUGAAAUCCAGUAUUCCCUAUUGACAAGCACUUCUCAGUUUGGCAUCAACAGUUCUAACGGGAUUGUGUAUGUGGCCGGCCAGUUGGAUCGUGAGUCUGUACCCUCAUUCGUGCUCAAGGUAGAAGCCCGGGACCGAGCAGAGCGAACCACUCAGCGAUUUUCCAUCACCACACUUCGCAUUGCACUGGAGGAUGUCAAUGACUGCUCUCCAGCAUUCAUACCGAGUGUGGUCAACGCCCGGGCGCUGGAGGACCUGCCUCUGGGCACAGUCAUCGCCUGGCUGGACACACAGGACCCUGACCUAGGCCCAGGAGGAGAUGUACGCUACUCACUUGCUAGCGACUACGAUGGUCGUUUUGACGUGGAUAAGGUUAGCGGUGCCAUCCGGCUAACGAAGGAGCUGGAUUACGAGACCCAACAGUUCUUUAACCUGACGGUUCGAGCCAAAGACAGGGGACGCCCUGUUUCUUUGCUGUCGGUUAGUUUUGUGGAACUAGAGGUGGUGGAUGUGAACGAAAACCUCUACGCUCCUUAUUUUUCCAACUUCGCUUUGAACGGAUCAGUGAAGGAGAGUGCUCGGAUCGGGACGUCCGUGCUGCAGGUGUUGGCGCGGGAUGAUGACACCGGUCGGGACGGGGAGGUGCAGUACUCCAUUCGGGAUGGCAGUGGACUGGGCAGAUUCACCAUUGACGAGGAGACAGGGGUUAUCUACACAACAGAUCUAUUGGAUCGGGAGACACAGGAUUCCUAUUGGUUGACAGUUUACGCCACCGACCUGGGGGUGGUGCCUCAAUCAGCAGCUCUACAGAUCUACAUUCAGGUUGAGGAUGUGAAUGAUAAUGCCCCAUUGACCUCUGACCCCAUGUACCACGCGUCCGUCCCUGAGAACUCCCCCAAAGAUCUCUCCAUCAUCCAGAUCCAGGCCCAGGACCCAGACGCCAUGGCAACCGAGCUCCGCCUCUCCUUCCGCAUCGCCAGCGGCAACCCGCAGAACUUCUUCAGCAUCAACCCACGCACCGGUCUCAUCACAACAACAGCUCGGAAACUGGACCGAGAACAGCAGGCAGAACAUGUCCUGGAGGUCACAGUAUCUGAUGGAGGCCCCGCCCCCCGCCACACCACAGUGUGGGUGGUGAUCCAGGUGCUGGACGUGAACGACAACAAGCCAGUCUUUCCGGAGAAGCUGUAUCAGGUGCGCUUACCUGAGCGCGGCCGGAAGCAUCGCAACGGCCCCAUUUACCGCGUCUUCGCCUACGACGCCGACCAGGGCGCCAAUGCCGAGCUCUCCUACAGCAUUGUGGACGGAAACGAGGACAGCAAGUUCUACAUAGACCCCAAAACGGGCGUGGUCUCCUCCCCGAAGAAACAGUUCUCCGCUGGAACUUACGACAUUCUCACCGUGAAGGCGGUGGAUAACGGGCGUCCACAGCGCUGGGCGACGGCGCGGCUGCACAUCGAGUGGAUCCGCCGGCCGCCACCCAGCCCCACGCCUCCGGUGUUCGACGAGCAGCUGUACAACUUCACCGUCAUGGAAACGGACAAAGUGGCCGACAUAGUGGGUGUGGUCUCAGCCCAGCCCCAGGGAGCCACGCCCCUGUGGUUCGACAUCACAGGUCCGCGCCCUUUCCGUGAGAUGUUCUAUGUUCUCCAGACCGCUUGUGGCAGGAACUGUUCUACAGAAGGUGGUGAUGAAGAGAGUAUGUUUGAUGUGGAGAAAGGCGUCGGCACCAUCAUCAUCGCUAAACCGCUGGACGCCGAGCAGAGGUCCUUCUACAAUCUAACACUGGAGGUGACUGACGGCACCAACGUCGCUUCCACACAGGUCCACAUCACUGUCGUCGACAACAACGACAAUGCCCCCGUGUUCUCCCAGCCCACCUAUGACAUCACCAUGGCGGAGGACACGCCCCCAGACACAGAGGUCCUGCAGGUUUUGGCAUCGGACCGGGACGAGCGCCACCGCCUGACCUUCAGCAUCCUGGGCAGCGUGGACCCCAGCAGCAUGCGGCUGUUCCGCAUCGACCCCAACACCGGCACCAUCUACACCGCCCGCCGCCUCGACCACGAGAGCCGCAACCAGCACAUUCUCUCCGUCAUGGUAAAAGACCAAGAGUUCCCGUACAGGCGGAGCCUGGCCCGCGUUCUCAUUGGUGUGGAGGAUGUGAAUGACCACGCCCCCCAGUUCACCAUGGCGAUGUAUGACGGGCAGGUGUACGAGUCCGCCGCUCUGGGCUCCGCUGUGCUCUCUGUGACCGCUCUGGAUAAAGACAAGGGCCAGAACGCUCAGAUCAGCUACAGUUUAGACUCAGGAAACACUGGAAGCACAUUCCGGAUUGAUCCUGUUCUGGGAAUCAUCUCUGUGGCACGGGAAUUGGACUUAUCCACAAUUGGACACUAUGUAUUAAUAGUGAAAGCCAUGGACAAUGGCUCUCCUGCUUUGUCUGCCACCGCUGCUGUCCGCAUUGCCGUCACUCUCUCUGACAAUGCUCCGCCCAAAUUCCCUCAGAGUGAAUACCAGGCUGAAGUCUCAGAGGGCGUGGCUAUCGGGACGUCUGUAACCACAGUAAAUGCCCUCAGCCUGUCGACGCUAACCUACGACAUCCGCCACGGCAACGGCGGCCGGAGUUUCCGCAUCAACCAGUACAGUGGCGUGAUCACAACACAGAAGGCCCUGGACUUUGAGGCAGUUUCCUUGUAUGUUCUGACCAUUACAGCAAGCAACAUGGCUGGACAGUCAUCCAACGCCACCGUAACUAUCGCCGUGCUCGACCAGAACGACAACCUACCAGUUUUCCAGCAGCUACGCUAUCAAGGCAGCAUCAGCGAGGGUGCCGGUUUGAACAAUGUGGUUCUGAGUGAAACCGGAGAGCCUCUGGUCAUUCGAGCAACUGAUGCCGACCGGAACCACAAUGCACUGCUGGUCUACCAGAUCCAAGAAGAAACUGCAAGACGAUUCUUUGCUGUAGACGCAGGCACCGGCUCCAUCAGGACUAUCGCUCAACUGGACCAUGAAACCAUGCCAACUUUUCGCUUCCAUGUGAGUGUAAGAGACAGCGGACGGCCUCAGUUGUCGGCCGAACAUCCGGCAGAGGUCAUUGUCCAGGUUCGAGACAUUAACGAUUGCCCACCGCAGUUUUCCCAGGAUUCAUAUGAGGCUGUUCUCCUACUUCCCACCUACGAAGGGGUCGAAGCUCUGCGAGUUUCCGCCAACGAUCCUGAUGGUGAUGGCCAGUCUGAUUUGACCUACUCCCUGACCGAUGGCAGUUUGGAGCAUUUUGCAAUGGAAGCAGACACAGGACUGCUCAUGGUCCGAAACAGCACCUUCGGGAAAGAUCGUUUCCGCUUCAACGUCCGUGUAUCAGACGGUCGCUUUUCCAGCACGGCUCUUGUCACAGUUCUAGUCCGUGAAGCGCUGGACAGUGGACUGGCUUUCACUCACAGUGUUUACAACGCCAACAUUCAGGAGAAUAAUGCCAAUGUAACAACAGUUGCUGUGGUUACAGCUCUUGGCAACAGAUUAAACGAGCCGUUGCGCUACAGCCUGCUAAAUGCUGGUGGGAAAUUCAGAAUCCGCCCAACAUCUGGUGCUAUAGAGACAGUGGGGGUCCCAUUAGAUCGAGAGGAAAGGGAGGAGUAUGGUCUUCUGGUGCAGGCAGGAAGAGAAGAAGACAGGUUAAGAGUUGCUCGUGCUCUCGUCCGUGUGCGGGUUACGGACGUAAACGACAAUGCCCCUGUUUUCGUUGGACUCCCGUAUUAUGCAGCUGUGCAAGUGGAGGCACAACCUGGUGCGUCCAUAUUUCGUGUCACAGCAGUGGACAGAGACAAAGGACUAAAUGGAGAAGUGAGCUAUUUCCUUCAGGAUGAGUUAGGACACUUCGAGAUGGACCGCAUCAGCGGGGAAUUGAGGUUGCGCCGAGCCUUUGAGGCUGACUUGUCCAGUGUGGAAUACCAGGUCCUCGUGUUUGCUCGUGAUGGUGGUACACCACCCCUUUCGUCUUACGUCACCUUCCCUGUAACUGUAGUGAACCGGGCAAUGCCUGUAUUUGAUCGCCCGUUCUACUCUGUAAAAGUGAGCGAGGACGUUCCCGUGCUUACGCCAAUUCUGGGAAUUAAUGCAAGCAGUCCCGAAGGACAAAGCGUCCUCUACACCAUCACACACGGUGACCCUGGUACGCUCUUCUCCAUUGGCUUUGACACGGGAGUCAUCAGUGUUGUAGCUCCACUAGACUAUGAGACCAAUCCCGCCCAUCGUCUGAUUGUCAGGGCAACAGACUGCCUCACAGGUGCACGUGCAGAAGUGGACGUUGAGGUUAUGGUUUUAGAUGUGAACGACAAUGCCCCCGUUUUUGAACAGCCAGUAUAUAAAGCAGUGAUCUCUGAAGCAGCCAUGAUUGGCACCCCUGCUCUGCAGGUGCAGGCACUGGACAGUGACUCAGAGAAGAAUGCAGCAGUGCGAUACCAGAUCAUCCCAGAUCGCAGCAACAGCACAGACCACUUCCAUAUCGACAGCAGCAGUGGCCUGAUACUUACUGCCAGAACCCUCGACCAUGAAACUGUCCAACGUUACAUAUUCAUUGUCAAAGCCACUGACAAUGGUUUCCCACCCUUGAGCAGCGAGGUGUGGGUGACGGUCCAGGUGAUGGACACAAAUGACAAUGCACCAGUCUUCAAUCAACUGCUGUAUGAAGCUUCUGUCAAUGAGCUUGCACCCAAGGGUCACUUCGUAACGUGCGUCCAGGCUUCCGAUGCAGACCGCUCUGACAGAGAUCGGCUACGGUACGGUCUGGUGUCUGGAAACGAGCGGAUGCUGUUCGAGCUUAAUGCUACCUCAGGUGUUCUGACACUGAGUGGCCAGAGAAGAACACAGCGCAUGCCUUCAACCUUCAGCUUAAAUGUUAGUGUCUCCGAUGGCGUCUUCACCAGCACUGCACAGGUCCAUGUACGUCUGGAGCGAGCGAACCUUCACCCUCCACAGUUCACUCUGAGUAUGUAUGAAGCAGAGGUGCGUGAAAACAUGCCGGCAGGAUCAAAGGUCAUCAUGAUCAGGGCGCAGGAUGCUGACCCUGGGUCUUUUGGAGAGGUACGCUACAUCUUGCUGUCAGAUACAGCUCAGGACUUGUUCAGCAUAGACAGCAAUGGUCAGAUCAUGACUCUGGAGAAGCUGGACAGAGAGGAGCAAAGUGAAGUCAUGCUGUCUGUGGCUGCAGUGGACACUGGAGGCAGAGCUGGUUACUGCAGUGUUCGAGUCACCUUGCUGGAUGAAAACGACAACGCCCCUCUGUUUGAUUCUUUAGAGUAUCGCGCUAGUGUCCGAGCAGAGGUAGAAGCAGGUUCGUUAGUGACCCAGGUGCAAGCAUGGGAUGCUGACCAAGGCAUCAACGGGCAGGUCAGCUACAGUUUAUACAGUGAAGCCAGUCAGCAGGUCACAGAACUUCUGGAUAUUGACCCUGACAGUGGCUGGGUCGUCACCAAAGGCAACUUCAGCCCCUUGCGAGGGUCGGUGCUCUCUUUCUUUGUGAAAGCCUCAGACGGUGGCAGCCCUGUACGGCACACACUCGCGUCAGUGUACGUCCAUGUCCUCUCAUCAGACGCCCACUUACCUGUCUUCAGUCAGCCGCACUUUUCCUUCACUGUUCUGGAAGACACUCCCAUUGGUUCCAUGCUUGGUGCAGUGCAUCUGCAAAAUCCUAUCAGCCAGGCUUCACUGCCGGUCUGUUUCUCAGCUGUGGCUGGUCAAACCGCCGCAUCGAACAGUGAGGGAGUGUUUGUGGUGGACAGGGAGAGUGGGAUGAUCAAGCUGGACAAGCCUCUGGACAGAGAAAAAACGCCAGUUUUCCAUUUUAAGGUGGCCGCCUCGCUCCAGCAGGGACUUGUAGAUGCUGUGUCCACUGUUGAUGUUGAGGUGAAAGUCUUGGAUGUUAACGACAACAAACCAUCGUUUGAAACUGAGGCCUAUGAGGCCUCGGUCAGCGAAGGACUUCCGGCAGGUACCAGGGUUCUACAGGUGCGAGCCAUUGAUCCAGACUAUGCAGCCAAUGGUCAGGUGACAUAUAGUCUCGCACCCCCUGGAUUGCUUGGGCCAGGCAGUGAAGGCUUGGAGGAGGCGAGUUUCUUCAUGAUCGACAGCAGUUCUGGUUGGAUAUCAACCCUAAAGGGACUGGACCACGAGCACAGCCCGGCCCACAGCCUCGUCGUCUGGGCGUACGAUCUCGGCGACCCCGCCAGCCUGUCGUCCUCAACCACGGUCACUAUAGCUGUGGGCGACUCCAAUGACAACAUGCCUGAGUUCCUGCAGGCCCGUUACUAUGGCAGUGUGCGCGAGAGCGACGCGCCGGGGGAAGUGGUUGCAGUGCUGAACACAAGGGAUGACGACAGCUCCCCUGGCAACCGGCAGGUCACCUACCACAUCACAGGGGGGAACCGUGGGGGGGUGUUUGCACUGGGUUUGGUUCAGAAUGAAUGGAAGCUGUACGUUAAACGGCCGUUAGACCGAGAGGAGCAGGAGCGCUACGUCAUCAACGUUACAGCAACCGACGGACUUCACGUCGCCACGGCAACUGUGGAGGUUCUGGUCACCGACACCAAUGACAACAGCCCUGUCUGUGACCCGGCGGUGUAUUCGGCCUCGGUCUCUGAGGAUGUUCCGGCGGGUAAGGUGAUUCUGAGGGUUAAAGCUACAGAUGCGGAUGCAGGAUCUAACGCACAGAUUCAGUACACUCUCUCCGGACCUGGAGCUGAGGACUUCUCCAUACACCCUUAUACAGGAGAGCUGAAGGUGGUGGUGCCGCUGGACCGGGAGAAGGUGCCUCUGUACUCUCUGGUUGCCCGGGCGGCAGAUGGAGGUGGUCUGUGGUGCGAUGCUGCCGUUGCCGUGACGCUGCUGGAUGUGAACGAUAACCCACCUCAGUUCAGCAUGAAACAGUACACCGCCAGCGUUUACGAAAACACGGCCACUAAAGCCCUGAUCACACGCCUGCAGGCCAUCGACCCUGACCUGGGAGAGAGUAGGAAGGUGGUGUACUCUCUGGUGGACUCGGCUGAUGGUUUCUUCUCUAUUGAUAAGUCCUCGGGAGUGGUGGUCCUGGAGCGUCCUCUGGAUCGUGAGAUCCAGUCCUCGUACGUCAUCACGGUCCGAGCGUCCGAUCAGGGCGUCCCCCUGCGCCUCUCCUCCCUCACUAAUCUCACCAUCACGGUGAUGGACAUCAACGACAACCCGCCGGUGUUCGAGAGGCGGGACUACCUGGCCACGCUGCCCGAGGACGUCGCCAUGGCUACCGAGGUUCUGCGCGUUUACGCCGCCAGUAAGGACAUCGGCACCAACGCAGACAUCUACUACAGCAUCAGAUCCGGAAACCAGCAGGGCCACUUCACCAUCGACCUGCACACCGGGGUGAUCUCUGUGUCUCGGUCUCUGGACUUCGAGUCGUGUAAAGAUUACUUCCUAACGGUUGAAGCUCGAGAUGGUGGGACUCCGCCCCUCAGUGCCGUUACCAUGGUAAACAUCAACCUGACAGACGUCAAUGAUAACGCACCGAUGUUCAGCCGAGACGUUUACAGCACCACCAUCAGCGAGGACGCCAACAUCGGAGACGCCGUCGUCAAGGUAACGGCUGAAGAUGUGGACAGCCAGGUAAAUGGUGACAUCCUGUACUCCAUCAUCAACGGAGAUCGAGAGAACCAGUUCUUCAUCGAGCCAAUCACCGGCCAGAUUAAAGUCAACAAGCAGCUGGACCGAGAAUCCAUUGCGGGUUAUGCUCUGGUGGUCCGAGCUCUAGACAGUGGGACCCCCGCCAUGUCCUCAACAGUGCUAGUCAACAUCGAACUCGCCGACAUCAACGACAGCCCGCCCACCUUCACCCCAGCCAAUCACACAGCAGUAAUACAGGAGAAUAAGCCAAUAGGGACGAGCAUCCUCCAGCUUUCGGUUAUCGAUAAGGACGCCUCCCACAACGGCCCGCCCUUCCAUUUCCGCAUCCUGUCGGGAAAUGAAGGAGCGUGGUUUAAGAUGGACAGGGAGGGGCUUUUGGUAUCCAAUCAGAUGUUCCGCCGGUCAGAACGCAUCGAAUACACCAUCCAGGUGGAGGCGAGAGACUCUGGCCGUCCCCCCCUGUCCUCCACGGCUGCGGUGAGCGUGCGGGUAAUAGAGGAGAGCGUCCACCGGCCCGUGGCGUCUCCUCUGCACGUCCACAUCAUCACCAUGGAGGACGAGUUCCCCGGCGGCGUGAUCGGACAAAUCCACGCCACUGACCAGGACACCUUCGACAUCCUGACCUACGGACACACCCACCAGCAGAACAGCCUCUUUAAGGUCAGUCCUCGUGAUGGGCGUAUAAUAGCUCUGAGUGGUCUGGACGGUGGGCGGUACUCUCUGAAUGCGACGGUGUCUGACGGGCGGUUUCAGGUCAGUGUUCCGGUGAGUGUGGAAGUGUCGGAGGCGUCGGCGGCGAUGCUGCGUGAGGCCGUCACUAUCCGCUUCGACCGCGUCGACCCGCACGACUUCGUCCACCGACACCUGCCGGCCGUACGCCGCGCCAUCGCCGGCGCCAUGGCCACGCCCCCCAACCGCCCUGAGGCCUUACGAGUGCUCAGCGUCCAACCAGUGGAGGCCACGGGGCAGCUGGACCUGCUGGUCGCUGUGGAGAUGCCAGAGGGCGGAUACUACAAGGCGGCGCUUGUGAGUCAGAAGCUGAGCUCGGCCCGCAGGCAGCUGGACUCGGUUCUGCGGGUUUCUGCAGUUCUAGAUAAGAACUGCUCGGGUCUGGACUGCAGAGAAGCUCAGUGUGAGCAGAGCAUCACCCUGGACUCCCACUCACUGCUCACCUACAGCUCAGCCAAGACCAGCUUCGUCUCCCCACGCUUCCACAGGAGCACCCGCUGUGUGUGCAGCGAUGGAAGCUGUGCUGCAGUAUCUGAGGUGUGUGAGGACAUGGCGUGUCCGGGGGAUAUGCAGUGUGUGAAGACGGACAGCGGACCGUACGCCUGCCAGUGUCCACCGGGAAAACUCGGAGAGUGUGCAGGCCACACGUCUCUGAGCUUCUCGGGGAACAGCUACAUAAAGUACCGUGUGAUUGAUGGAGGGAGGAGGGAGGAGAUGAAGCUGCAGCUCCGGAUCAGAACCCUGCAGAGUAAAGGCAUCAUCAUGUACACACGACCGGAACCCUGCACUGUGCUGAAGAUCGAGGAAGGCCGUCUGUGGUUCCAGUUAGAGUGUGAUAAAGGUGGUCCGGGGGUGUUGGGUAUCUCCAGCUGGCCCAUAAAUGAUGGGAAGUGGCAUCAGGUGACUCUGGAGCUGGGCGGGAACUUCAGCAGCCUCUCUCUGGACGACAGCUCAGUGUUGCGGCGCCAGGCUCCACCCAGGUUCCGCCCACCGGGCUCUGAUUGGUCCCUGUUUUUCGGGGCUCAGGUGAUGCCGCCGGACGCCCGGGGGCUGACGGAGAGGAAGGCACCGCGGGUCAGUAACGGUUUCCAGGGCUGCCUAGACUCGGUCAUCCUGAACGAUAAUGAGCUCCCGCUGCAGAACAAGCGCAGCCGCUACGCCGAGGUGGUGGGACUGUCCGAACUCAAACUGGGCUGUGUCCUGUACCCCGACGCCUGCGCCAACCAGCCCUGCCUCAACGGCGCCACCUGCGUUAGCCUGCCCUCAGGAGGUUUCUCCUGUACUUGCAGUGCUCUGCACACCGGGGGGCGCUGUGAGACUGAGAUCAGUGUGUGUAUGCCCAACCCCUGCCAGAACGGUGGUGUGUGUAAACCCAUCGGCAAUGCCUUCAUCUGCAGCUGCAAGAGAGGAUACACCGGUAUCACGUGUGACGCGGAUGUGAACGAGUGUGAGAGUGAGCAGUGUGAGAACGGGGGAGUGUGUGUGAACACGUUCGGCUCGUUUUACUGUAACUGCUCGGUGGGCUUCGUGGGACGGGCCUGUUCGGUGCGGCCGGUCCUGGUGCCGGACAUGCAGGCCGGACACGCCUACGUCGGGAAGGAGGAGCUUAUUGGAAUUGCGGUCGUUCUCUUCCUCAUCCUCACCCUCAUCCUCCUCUUCGUCGCCUUCCGCAAAAAGGUGUUUCAGAAGAGCUACUCCAGGAACAACUUGUCUCUGGUUCAGGACCCGGCAACGGCCGCCCUGCUGCACAAGGCCAACGGCGGCCACUUCCCGCCCCUGCAGACCAGCAUCGGAGACCCUAUCAACCUGUACACCGAAGGGGGCGGGGUCAUAGUGGGGCCGCCCCAGGUCCCGGUCCGGCCUAUGGCGUAUACCCCCUGUUUCCCUGGUGACGGAAGCCUUGAGAAGAGGAGUGGGACAAGAAGGGGGGCGGAGCUGACGGAGAUGAGCACGUUUCACCCAGCGACGGCGACCUUGACAACAGAGUCUCCACGGAUUUUGGGCGGGGCCACACGGAGGGGCGUGGUCGUAUGCAGCGUGGCGCCCAACCUGCCUCCGUCAUCACCCUGCAGAUCAGACUGUGACUCGCUGAGAAAGAGUCCCUGGGAGGACGAGAGUAAAGUGGACAUGCUGGAGGAGGUCACAUGUUUCUCAGGAAGCAACAAAGGCAGCAACUCUGAGGUCCAAUCACUGAGCUCCUUCCAGUCAGACUCCUGCGAUGACAACGCCUCCAUAGUGACGGUCAUUCGACUGGUCAAUGAUGCAGUCGACACAAUCGAAAACGAAGUUUCCGUUAUGGACCAAGGUCAGACCUACAGCCGAGCCUAUCACUGGGACACGUCCGACUGGCUGCCCAGCACCCGGCUGCCCGACAUCGAGGAGGUGCCCACCUACGAGGGCGGGGAGGUGGGCGUGGCCUUGGAAACGGACUAUUACCUGGGAGGAUUCGACAUCGACAGCGACUACCCGCCCCCCCAGGAGGGAGAGUUCGCGUCCCAGGAGCAGCUGGCCCCGCCCCUUCCUGCCGAAGACUAUGACGACACGCCCGCCAGUCGUUCCGUCUCCAGGGAGGCCACCCUGAGGUCCCGCCCACACUUCCACCCCAGCCAAUAUCUGCCUCCGCAUCAGCUCCCCCUGGGCCCUGGGGGGGAGGUGGAGUUUAGCACUUAUGUGGGUGGAGCCGAGAGGCUGUCAAUCAACACGUCGUCCUCGGCCUCGGACGACUCCCCCCACUGCGUCUUCGAGCAUUCGGAGACGGGGGGCAGUUUGGACAGUCUGGAGGAAGCACAGAUGCAGCCACACACACAACAGACUGAGGUGUGAUACACACAUAUAUACACACACACACACACACACUGAACUGACCACAACAAACUCUCGGGAAAAAGCUGCAAAAUAUGGACGCAAGAGUCCGGAACAGCCUGUAAAGACAAAAAAGCAACACUCAAGCACACGGACUGACCGGCAGAGUGACCGGUGGACUGACCACAGGUCAGCUGCAGAUGGACAGAGCAACGGAACCGUGUCUCCGGUUCUCAUCUGUGUUUGUUUUUAGUUUUUGUAUUCUCCCCUCACUGUCUCCACUAAAAGGUGCUGCCCAGAGUGUGUGUGUACCAAUCAGAAGUUUGGAAACACCUUAAAUUCAGUGAUUUCACGUUAUUUAAAAAAAACAGACAUUGUAGACUAACACUAAAGUCAUCCAAACUAUAAAAAGCAACAUUAUGGAAUUAUUUAACUUAGAUUAGACAGCUUUGCACAUCUAAUGUGCACGUCUGGAUUUUCUCAGUCAGCUUUAUGAGGUAGAGUCACCUGGAAUUCAGGCGUUCAGUUACCAGCUGUGCUGAACUCAUCAAGAGUUAAUUACUUGUAUUUCUCUGCUCAUCUUAAUGUGUUUGAGAGCAUCAGCUGUAACAUUGUGAAGAGGUAGAGUUGAUAUACUUCAUAAAAGUACUUCAAUCCAAAAAGAAGAAUUUUAAGAACUUUGACAAUAUCCUCAAAAACGUUGUGAUGAUGGAACUGGCACUCAUCAGGACCGCCCAAGGAAAGUAAGAGCAAGAAUUCCCUCAUUAAAGUUAACAGCACCCCAGAUAAGACAAUGCAAAGUUAUUACAUGAUUCCUCAUGUGUUCCUUCAUAAUCUGGAUCACUUCAGCAUUCAUUCCUACAUUUCCUACAUCCUUUAUUCAUUAAAGUAGGAAAUAAAUAAUAAAUGAAAACAUUAAAGGAGAAGGUGUGUCCAAACUCGUGACUGGUACUGUAUAUGUGUGUGUAUGAGUGUAAGGGUGUAUAUGUAUGUGUAUGUGUGUUACAGUGGAGACGCUGUCUCGAGCCAAACAGCACAAAACAUUUCUCACUAUCGUCUCCCUCAGUCUCAGAACCCUCCCCCCACCACCCCCCCUUUAACCCUCAGACGCCCAGAGAGUUACUGCCUCUCUCUUCAUGCUCAUAUUAGUGAAAUGAAUAUGGGGAUGGAGAGAGCACUAAUUAGUGAAAAUGUACACUUAUUUAAAAGUGACCUAAGAAAUAGAAUUUGGUUCUUGGUAUUAUUUGCAUAAUUAUGUAAUUAAAGUCUCUAUGUAUGUAAAUAUGAAAAAUAUCAUUCCUAAAAAAACCAUGUAUAUAUUUUUUUCUCUUGUAAAAUGAGACACAGCAAACAACAGUAACUGAGCAUCAGAUUCAGAUUAUAAUAAAUGUCUCUUUUAUUACUUACAAAAAUUAUUCAGAUAGAAUAUCAGGAUGUUUCUGUUAUUGCUGGCGGACGUCUGAGGGUUAAACAGAUUUUAUUUUUAUUUUUAAGUUUUUUUUAUUAGUUUUUAUUGCUUUUGUACAUUUUUGCACUAAGAUUUAUUUUUCCUGCCAAUUUAAUUAGGUCAUAUUUCGGCCACCGGCUGAUAGAUAGCAAUCCUUCUCUAUUUCUCUCUCUCUCUUUCUCUCUUUCUUUCUUUCUUUCUCUCUCUCUCUUUCCCUCUCUUUCCCUCUAUCUUACACCCUGCACAUGGUGUGUUGCAAUGCUCAUUGCUAUCUUACACCUCGCCAACAGUCUUUUUCAUGCCUUCCACCUGCAUUGUUUAAAAUUGCUGUUCACUUCACAGUGUGAAAGAGUAGGUCAGUUUCCUCUGCUGAGAGGCGUUGGACACGUCUAGGUUGCUGCGCCAUUAAAAUAGCAAUUCACCAAAGUCAGAGCGCACCUGGCUCUUAAAGGGAAUUGCCAGAGACAUGUUGAUUGGUUUAUUUCAUGUUACGCCCAAAACACACCCUUGAUUAAUUAAGAGAAUUAGUAUAUGUGCAUUUCAAGAUGCAAAAGAGGUGUACUUUUCCCGUCGUUAUGAUAGCAAAGACACACUGACACACCCUAAAUCAAGCUGCACGGUGCACUGUUAAUUUCCUCUGUCACUCUCUCUCUCUCUCUCUCUCUCUCUCUCUCUCUAUCUGCUGCCCCACAAAUAGUACUAUUUUUCAAACUGUCUAAGGUGUGUGUGUGUGUGUGUGUGUGUUUGGGCAGUGAGCAUAUUACAGUGUUGUCUCCAUUCAUAUAUCUCUCCUUUCAUUUUAUCAUUGAUUUCAGAAACAAGCGUAGGUGUGUAUCAGAAAGCCAUAUCAGUGGCGGGGUCUGGAGGGUGACCUCACAUCAACACACGCAUACACACACACACACACACUCA
Astyanax mexicanus (Mexican tetra) is the source of this 16382-nucleotide messenger RNA. RefSeq names its product FAT atypical cadherin 3a (gene fat3a). The record is from RefSeq and is a predicted model, not a curated record. The transcript has 34 exons. Gene Ontology annotation, molecular function: calcium ion binding; cadherin binding. Gene Ontology annotation, cellular component: plasma membrane; catenin complex. The coding region runs from base 242 to 14044 and encodes 4600 amino acids. NCBI's taxonomy places the organism in Eukaryota, Metazoa, Chordata, Actinopteri, Characiformes, Acestrorhamphidae. Gene Ontology annotation, biological process: homophilic cell-cell adhesion.